Molecule: messenger RNA, 1659 nt
Organism: Cylicocyclus nassatus
Lineage: Eukaryota; Metazoa; Nematoda; Chromadorea; Rhabditida; Strongylidae
Source: the annotation of a GenBank genome assembly
GAAAUGAAAUCGUUAUAUCUUGCAGUACAUGGAUGUCAGCGAUGGGACGGGAGCAGCUGCAUUGAGAUAUCUGGGAAAUGAAGGACCAUCUAAUAUCGUGACCGCUCUGGAUUGCCGAGAGAAAUAUGGGAAGAGAUGUUGUCGCUCUCUCGCGCGAAUCUAUAGAGCUGAGCUCACUCUGUCAAAGCUGAGUUUCUACUCCAAAUUUGUUGGUUAUGACUACAAAAUGUUGAAAUGGAAAGAGAUGGAUGUUUCGCGAGAGCUAUAUGAUUUUAUUGGGCCUAAUGGUGCUUUUCUUGGUCUCUCCGGUGAUUCUUCUUAUCUAAUUGCGGUACGAGUUGGUCUCCUCAGGACGGAAGCUAUGCUGUAUUUCAUCGAGUUAUCACCAGAAAGUGCAGUUCAGCGAAGUUUUUUAUAUCUACCUGACUUGAGUCCACAUACAAGAGUGCGAAUAUACUUUCACCCUUUGAAUCGUUUCAUAUCAUCUUUCAUUUAUGACCAAUCGCACCUGCUCUCUGCUUACAAGAAUGGCCUUUCUGAGUCAUCCACUUUCAAAGUAGUCACAAUAUUCCCCGACCUGAUGCUUCGUCUAAGUUUGAGUUCUUCAGCCACAAUUGUUUGUAGAAACUUACCGAAAGGAAAGGGGAUGAUGAGGAAGGAUUAUCUACGUAUUCAUGACAAUGGUUUUGCGCUAAACACUGGCGUCAAUCUACUAAUGAUUCUUUUCUCUAAAACACCUCCAACAAAAAUAAAAUACAUGCAGAAAAUGUGGAGAGUCAUAAGACGUGACAAAGGACCAACUUUUGGUGGACGACCUCAUACGGUUUCUGCUGAUUUGGGCGAAGAAAUUUCUGUGGAAUCGUCAAUUAUGCAAGAAACAGAUUUUGAACGAAUGUCUUAUCAGCUUGUUGGUUGCGAAGAUCACAGUUACAGUGAUACUGGUCAACUUUUUGGUCUUCUUCGACCGCUCUAUAUAUCACGUCAUGUAGUGUGCAUAGAGAGUUUGAUUGAUAGGUCGGUGAACGCCUUUAUUCGCCGUUCUAAAUCCUUCAAAGGAGCGUGCUACAAGGGAAGCCGUGACUAUGAGACUGAUGUGAAUUGCGUGGAUGAUCAGGGUGUGUGCAAACUUAUCAUCAUCUGCGUUUGCGAAGUUCAAGUACCUUUUAUGGACAGUGAAAACACUAGGAACAUAUUUUAUCUUUGUCGCAUCGACACUAGUUGGAGCGUCUACCGAGGCUGGAUACCAGGCGGCGCUUGUCGAUUUCUGAAAGAGUUGCCACAUGCACUUGCUUUCAAUCCACGAUGCUGGUACCCUUUUGCACGGUUUCCAGUAGAGCAAAAUGAAUACACUUACAAUGUGGCUAACAGAGGAAUGUUUUAUGAGAAACCUCAGCAACGUCUUACCUCAUUUCAUGGAUGUUUGGAUGUAAUAUUAGAUUCGGAUGAAUGAACUGUUGGAUCUGUAUAUCGUUAGUUUUGUACAAUAAUUUGUUCUUGUGAUCAUGAUGUUGUCUUUGUUCUGUGCUCUUUGUUUCUGUGAAAAAAAAAACAUGUAUAUCUUUUUAGGUGUUAAGGUAUUGUUUACAACAAUCAGACUUUUUUCUAGUUACAUUCUCGUUGGUGUGUUUGAUCUCUAAGACCGCAUUUAAUAAACUGGUA